Brettanomyces bruxellensis is the source of this 438-nucleotide messenger RNA. RefSeq lists its product as uncharacterized. The record is from RefSeq and is a predicted model, not a curated record. The transcript has a single exon. Lineage: Eukaryota; Fungi; Ascomycota; Pichiomycetes; Pichiales; Pichiaceae. Bases 1 to 438 code for a protein of 145 amino acids.
AUGGGUUACGCUGAUAUUGCCGACCAGUAUAAAAGUGAAGGAAAGUUCGAUCUCAAAAGACGCCAACUCUUGGAUAAAUUUCAGAAUGAUACUUCUGGUAUUAAAGACAAGCUUAAUCAAUUGCUUGAACAAUUGGUGGAUCUUAAGAUAGAGGAGAAUCCAGAAUUGCUUGUGGAAAACCGUGGAAAAUUAGUAGCCAUCAUUCAAGCUUCAUUGACUAAGCAGCAGUUAGGUAAAAGGCUUGCUGGGUUCAAGCCAAAAAAUGACAUUUCAUCUAAUGAAUCUUUAGAGCAUGGUUCGGUUCAACAGCAGAAAAUCAUAGAUGAGAUCUCCAAACUCCUUAACCAAUACGUUUCCGAAACAGUCACUCAUAACGAUGAGUUUGAACACGGCUUGGAGGGUGAGUUGUCGCGAAUCACCGAUAAAACAAAGAAAUGA